AUGCCUGGCUCGUCGGCUUCUCCCGGCGCCGUCACCUACGCGCCGGAUCUCCUUGCAGCUUCAUCGAAUGCUGCGACUGCGCCUGUUCUUACAGAGGCGGAACAGGUGUACCGCAUCACCGAGGCCAUCCGCGAACGCGGCUUCGGCAACCUGCUGGACGCCAUCGCCGCCGCCCCUCCCGCUCGUGGACAGUCGGACCAGUCUGGCGCAGCCGGGGCCGUGUCUACCCAAGCCGAGGCGGCUGCUGCUGACGCCACGGCCUUCCCACCCACCGUGGGAGCACUCUUCUCUGGGCCUUCAACGGUGACCAGUGACGUCUCCGUCACCAACGACCUGGCGUCCGCCGACGCUGAGAAUCGCCACCUCGAGGCCCACGUGCGAGCACACUCCCCGUCAUCGGUCGCCGAAGCCUACGCCGAACUUCUCUGUGCGGAGGAGGCCUACCCGGCGGUGGACCGGGAGGCACGCGCGACGGACUACAACCUUCAGAAACGAGUCACCGCCGACGCCGACAAACUGACGGCCCUCCAACAACAGCGGCGGCAGAUGACGGCUGCGGUGGCAGCCAUGGAACGGGAGCUUGCCGCAGCGGCUGCGGCCUGUGAGGCGUCCACGGCUUCAGCGGAGGAGGCGAAGCAAGAUGGGGCGCUCCUGAGGGCGGAGGCGAGCACAGCGCUGGCUGUGCACCGCAAACAAGUUAAAUACAUGCAGGCGCUCUCCAGCGCGCCCGCUCCUGCCCACACCCUGCCGGUGGCCGAGGGGAACACAGUGCCGGCCGCCCCUGCUACUGCAUCGGGGGCCAACUCCCCCCGCGUGACCGCUGCAGCCACCGCCGGUUUCCAGCUUCAGGAGGGCGAUUUCCCGCAGCUGCCACAGGUGAAGGGGAAGACCGCCUCGCCGGGGCGCCGUUCGCGCACGCCGCCGGAGCUCAUCACCGUGGGGUACGUAACUUCGGCGAAGGCGAGGGAGAGGGCCGGAGGCGCACCUGCUUUGGACACCCCGGCGGUGGCUACCGCCGACGCCGCCGCCGACACCGCCGCCGCCGCCGCGGUCGGGGUGGUGCCACCGCCGCUACGCGCACUCCGUAUGACCGACUCAGAGAAGGCGCAACUGAUCGCACAGCAGCAGGAGGAACUGCGGGGGUGGCACGAGCGCGACUUUGAGGACAGAGCAGCGGCGGCAGCGGCUGAAGGAGACGGCGCGGGGGGGGUAAUGGCGCCGCCCACUGCCAGGGAGGUGCAUGCAGCGGCUGAGAGGGCCGUCCAACGUGCCCAAGCAGUGGAGGUAGAGGCACGCGGUGCGAAGUGGGUCGCCCGUGUGCAGCAGUACAGGAAGCACAACGCGGGGGUCACGCUGGAAGAAGCGGUCCACCGGGUGUGGGAGUCGUAUGUCACCAGCUUCUACCUGUACCACCCCGAUACGGCCCCCGCCCCGCCCAGCGACCCACCUGCGUGGUACCUCGGGGUGGUAGCGGCGUCGGCAACGUCGCCACGGCACCCAUGGGCUCAUAUCGAGGCGGCGUCGCCGGGACCGCCGCCGCCGGAGAGGACAGCGGCGUCGCAGCCCCCUGCACCGGGUCUGUACCCUACCGGGGCCGCCGGCUACGCCCACCGCUAUCCCCUCGUAGACCCCAGCCCCGUAGUGAAGGACCUCAACACCUAUGACACGGCCCGCCUGCUGCCACCCAUGGAGCUCUUGCCGUUCGAGGAUCCCCGGAGCUGGACCGCCGCCGUCAACAUGGCGGUUGAUCGAGGGCCUUCGCUGUUUUGGGCCCGGUGCCCAGAAGAGUCGGCUCUGAUCGCGUGCGCCACCGAAUGCCUCAGCAUCCAAUUCCCCAGGGUAGAGAUGAACUUUGCAGACAAGCUGGCUAAGACUACCACUUCCCGAGGGUUCUUUGCCCUGUUCAAGGACCACACGUUCAGCGCCAUACCAGCACAAGCACCAACCCACGUAGGAGCAGCCCCGCCUAGACACUCUUUCCCCACACAGAGCAAAUCACAGCAGCCGCGAGUCAUGAUGGUGCACGGUGGGACAUAUGAUGUGCCAGAUAACGGCACAACCUAUGACCCGGUAGACGAGGAUGAUUGGCAGGAGGUGAUUGAGGUGAAAGCACGACCACCCGCGGGCAAACAGACCAGAGGCAUUAGGCUGUUCCAAUACUCCUUCAACUCACAAGAGGCCAAAGAGGGUAGGGAGAAGUGGGGCCGGGUGUGUUAUAACUGCAAAUCAGAGGAGCACUACCUCCGCAACUGCGACCAGCCAUACACAAACGCGUGUGCACAAUUCAACAAAGCAUUUGGAGAAGGCACCUCGACGGAGGUUGAGGAACGUUGGCGCGACGUGUUGGCAACCCUCCAGAAAAACUAUCAGCGUGCUAGGGUCCGGCCGAAAAAUCUAGUUCUUCGAGCCAUUAGUACCUCGUCGCCGGGGGCUACAACCUCCCGGCGGCGGCAGCAUCGGUACCAGGAGAAUCUACAUGUUGAGCAAAUCCCGGAGGUGCAGCGAGUACCCAUCCGGGGCGAAAUCCCGGAGGUGCAGCGAGUACCCAUCCGGAGCGAAAUCCCGGAGGUGCAGCGAGUACCCAUCCGGAGCGAAAUCCCGGAGGUGCAGCGAGUACCCAUCCGGAGCGAAAUCCUGGAGGUGCAGCGAGUAUCCGUCCAGAGCGAUAACCAGAACAGAGCGGGGUAAAGAUCGGGAGUCAUGACCCGACACCAAAACCCAACUCACCUCAGAAAGAAACAGAACCGAAGAGGCAUAGGACAGGGCAAAGGACACGCCCGCUCCCCCGCAAGCGCGAGUGGAGUACCCAGAACACCGUAGUCCAGGAAGGAAUUGAGGCCGAGCCCACAGAUACAGCUAGGCCGCUUCCGAACAGCGGGGAGGGGGGGGCAGUCGAUCAGAUCGGCCCUUCCCCAACGCAUGGUAUAGUCUCUGCCCAUCGAAAUUUGUCAGAGGUAACCGGCACCCCAACAGCAGCUCUUGACACAGCAGCAGCUACACAGCAGUCAGUCGCGGCGGUCGUAGGAGUACCGGCAGCAGCGGCACAGUGCACACAGAGUAGAACGGAAGUGGUAGAGACUUCGACAACUAUCCCAGAGAGCGAUGUAGGAGCGGAACAGCUUCCGUCGCCUACAUCAAGGGCCCCUCUGACCCAGAUUUAUUUAGGACAGAGAGGGCACACGGAACGGAGAAAGACUAAAAACAAUAGCCAUAGGGCAAGGGUACACGGACGGAAGGGGGUAAAUGUCAUGAGUGUGAAGGAUGAAAUUGCUCCGAGCCUGAGCGUGUGGAACAAACAGCGGACGGGCAGAGUUGCACACGAUACUUUUGGGAGGGAGCUACCGAGUAGUUUUCUGAAGGAGUCAUUGACUUCAAGGCAGGGGAGGGGCACAUGCCCGAGUAGCGCAGCCAGCAGUGGCGUUAGUUGACACCGGGUCACCCCAAUCAUUUGUGGCCGAGAAGGUAGUCAAGCGCAUGCUUGAAUGCGGGGCAGCCUCGAAAUCAGGCAUCCGCACUGCCAAAACACGUAGAUGGAGUGGGUUUGCAGGCACACCAUUGGCAACGAAUAGCAUGGUGCGACUCAAUGUACAGUUUUUCGAUCGUGCGUUACAACCCACAGCAAAGCUUGCAGUGAACGCGUAUGUAGUACCAGAGGAGGUGAUGAGCCACAAGGUUCUCCUCGGUACAGACAGUUGGGCGCGUUUCCCUGUGAGGGAGUAUAGUGAUGAAAGGGAGGGUGAGACCUCUCUCCGAUUGAAAACCUCCCUUCCUCCUACCCAAACACCUACGGUUGACCAGGAUGCUGAGCCGGAGAUGGUAGCGUACAUCGAGUCACCAGACCAUGAUGGCAGCGAGCAUCGUUUGAUUUUUGAUUCCACGAAAGACGU
Messenger RNA from Ectocarpus sp. CCAP 1310/34, 3887 nucleotides. The record is from the annotation of a GenBank genome assembly. NCBI's taxonomy places the organism in Eukaryota, Phaeophyceae, Ectocarpales, Ectocarpaceae.